Molecule: messenger RNA, 3312 nt
Organism: Emericellopsis cladophorae
Lineage: Eukaryota; Fungi; Ascomycota; Sordariomycetes; Hypocreales; Bionectriaceae
Product: Serine/threonine-protein kinase-like protein
Exons: 2
Coding region: 1-3312 (1103 amino acids)
Biological process (GO): intracellular signal transduction; protein phosphorylation; microtubule cytoskeleton organization
Cellular component (GO): cytoplasm
Molecular function (GO): ATP binding; protein serine/threonine kinase activity; tau-protein kinase activity
Source: RefSeq, a predicted model, not a curated record
AUGUCGUCGGCUGCUUUGCAAACAGCGACUCAUCAACCAGCGAACUUGUCGACUCCACCACUGGCCGCGCCACCGAACCGACAGUACGCGUCCUCGCACUCUUCCCCGAUCGUCGAACCGAAUAAUGCCCACCAGUCGGCUUCUGGUGUCGCGUCUCCAUCUUCGAGACGGCCUCCUUCCCGCAAGGCGAGCGGUAACAGCCCUAACCCUGUCCCCGAGGUGACAGGGCGAACCAGCCUGCAAUAUCAACCACAAUCACAGACUGAGCGCAUCGCCAACAUGCCUCCUAUCGCGCCACCGCGCACCUCCUCGAACCAACAAGGCGCCAGCUCCCGCCGCUACGAAAGGACGGCGCAACCUGCGUCCUCUAGGCCAAGCCAGCCCGAAAACUCUCGCGCUGGGUCAUCACGAAGCGACGCAAACGUCGCCACAGACUCUGGGCACCGCAGCAAGCGGGCAGCCAACACACACUUCGCACAGGACUUGACGGGGCGACAGAAUGAGAACAGGGACAACUGCGGGUCCGGCACAGUGCUGCCAGUCCGGACAGCACAAGGCUCCUCGAAGCCUCCCGUCGACAGGGAAGAAAACAUUCUGCGAGCGGCCAGCAAUGCUGAGGACCCUAGCAUGCGUCCCGCUCUAGACGACGCGGCGCCGCCCCCUGUUGUGGGCAUGAGCCCUCAGAAUGAUGAGCGCAGGACCCGGAGCCGACACGAUUACAGCAACCGGUCACAUAAAGGCACGGCCAAAUUUGGCGACUUCAUUCUCGGCAACACCAUUGGUGAGGGUGAAUUCGGCAAGGUCAAGCUCGGCUGGAAGCAGGACAGCAACGCGCAGGUUGCCAUCAAGCUCAUCAAGCGAGACGUGGUGGGAAGCAACCCGAACCGCCUUGCCAAGAUCCGACGCGAGGUUACAAUUCUUCGCGAUUUGCAGCAUCCCAACAUUGUGCAAUUGAUAGACAUGGUGGAGGCAGACAGGUACAUCGGCAUCAUUUUGGAGUACGCGUCGGGCGGCGAGCUAUUCGAUUAUAUCCUGAACCACCGGUAUCUGAAAGACCAGUCAGCCCGCCGAUUGUUCGCGCAGUUGGUUUCGGGAGUUGGCUACCUACACAAGAGGGGCAUCGUACAUCGGGAUUUGAAGCUGGAGAACUUACUGUUGGAUCGGAACCGCAACAUCAUCAUCACCGACUUCGGAUUUGCCAACACCUUCGAUCCGCACGAGGAGCUGUCGAACGAGGAAGAGCUCAACUUGGCGGACCGCGAGUUCGUCAAGAAGUCUGGGCUCGAUAAGAUCAAGCCGAAUGGAAUGCGCAAGGGCGAUUUGAUGCAAACGAGCUGCGGCAGUCCCUGUUACGCAGCCCCCGAGCUUGUGGUGAGCGAUUGCCUCUACACGGGACGCAAGGUCGAUGUUUGGAGCUGCGGUGUCAUCUUGUAUGCCAUGCUCGCAGGAUACCUGCCCUUCGACGACGAUCCGGCCAACCCCGAGGGCGACAACAUCAAUCUUUUGUACAAGUACAUUGUCAAUACGCCACUCACCUUCCCCGAAUAUGUCACGCCACAUGCACGAGACCUCUUGAGGAGAAUUCUUGUGCCUCAGCCCCGCAAACGAGCAGAUCUGUUCGAAGUUGCCAGACACAGCUGGCUGAGCGACUAUGCCCACGUGGUGGAAUUCAUCACAAGCUCGACAACUCUUCCGGAUGAUGUGCAAAAGUCUAUCACUGCCCCCGAGGAGCCGGAGGCCGGUUUGACGCGCAGCAACUCUGUGCGCGAAGCCCACAAGCAGAAGGCGCACUCACCUACGACCGUCGGCGGCCUUUCCAAGGCAUAUGGCAAGAUUGAUCAUGACGCUGAUGUGGGGCCCCGGACUCCCAAGGAGUCGAAGCGCCGCACCGUUCAGGUCGAAUAUGUUGCACCCACAACACGCACCCAGCGAGGCGGUGAGGAGGACAGCGCGCGGCCACAGCCAAGGUCGACAUCGAGGGGCAGACAGGAGCCGUACCAGGCCAUUGCGCAAGACAAACCACUGCCCCGCGAUCCGCCGGUGGUUCGUGAUGCCGCUGUUCCUCCAUCCGCUCGUCCCUCGAGCUCCAGGCGCCCUCAAAGUUCCCACAGAGCGGCUGCACCGCGAGGACCUCGCGAAGGACCAAUGCGCCCCAAUACCGACAAUGUCUACAUACCUACUACCAGCUCGGGGGCCCGUCCGCAGACCGGCAACUCAAUGUCGUCUGCAGCCUCCAUGGGUCUGCAGUCUAUGGGACACUAUGGACAGCCUGUGCCGCCAGCAGUUGCCGAUACGAACGCUGAGGGUAGGAUGGCGCAACCUACCCAUGGCGAAGAAGGCGAGCCUCAAAGCCGGCCCAACACCAGCGUGCCCCCCAAGUUUGCCAAGAUGACUGGUAUGGGUGAGGGUCAGCCUCCUGGCGGCCGUGGACACAAGCGUUCGAGCACGUUGGGAGAAAUCGGCUCCAAGCUCCUCGGUCGGAACGGAUCUGUAUUUGGGGGACGUGGCAAGAAGCGCUCGGAGCAGCAGCCGGAUAAGUCGAGGAAGUACCCGCCCGUCAGCAUGCAGCAGCCCCUACCAGCAGACAACGAGCCGCCGGUUCGACCGUCCAUGGAGUCACGGGCGUCGAGGCGGUCAUUCUCAUUCGGCCUGGGCAAGAAGCGAAGCGGUAGUGUCGAGGGCUCACAAGGCUCCUCCGACAAGGCUGACCGCCGCCGCUUCUCGCUAAUCCCUCCCUCGUUCUCGUUCAAGUCUGGUAGCAAGGACCCUGGGACGCCGCCUUCCGAGUACGGAUCUCAGAACAGCCUGUCGCUCCAGAAUCCGCGUGCCGACCCGCCACGAACCUUUGCUGCUCACGGCGACGCCCGCAACGGUAGUCCGACGCUUGAUCCGGCCUACAACAACAGUAAUGUGCGGCCUCACCCGCCCAUUUCGAAUCAGGCUCGCCACCAGAGAUAUGCGUCGGCACAGCUAGACGGCCAGCGGCCGACCGCCGUGCCGUCCUACAUGCAGAGUGGCAAUCAGUACGCCGCGCGACCUGGGUCAUCUGGCCAGACGCGCAGACCACCCACAGAGCCCCAGGCGAGCUCGCAGCAGUAUGGACAGCAGCCGCAAAACUACCGACCGGACUAUGCUUCGCCUGACUCGCGGAGAACCGAGACGCCCAGUAGCAACCAGAACUCUCUGCCUAGGCAGCACAAGAAGUUCACCGACGGCUACCAGCAAGGACACGGCGGCAGCAGUGGCGCCGCGAAGCGGGUUAUGGACCUUUUUAGGAGGAGGGGAAAGGCCCGCGGCGGCGAGGAGCGGUAA